Molecule: messenger RNA, 435 nt
Organism: Lathyrus oleraceus (garden pea)
Lineage: Eukaryota; Viridiplantae; Streptophyta; Magnoliopsida; Fabales; Fabaceae
Exons: 2
Coding region: 1-435 (144 amino acids)
Source: RefSeq, a predicted model, not a curated record
AUGGUUUCAUCAGUUACUCCACUUUGUCCAAAGGAACUUGAAGACAAAUCAGUGUUGUUUAAUGCAUCAAUUAGUGAAAAACAUGAAAGCAAUUGUCUCAAUCUUGAAGAUGCGAACCGUACAACUACAACUAAUCUCGAUGUCAAGAACAAGCUUUCAAGAAGUGUUUUAAUCACAAAAAAUGGUAGGAAAAUUCCAAUUUUUAAGAAGUCUAGAAUUCCUACGAAGAAACGUUCGCCGGUGGUGUUUGUGAAGUUGGCACCAAUGGAAAAGUUUCAUAGACAACUUCUUGACGAGUGGAAUGAACAAGUGAAGCUAAGUGAGUCAUCAUCGGAAGAAGAUAUUUUAUUGUUUGAUAAUAAGAACAGUUUCAUAGCAGAUAAUGAAAUAGGUCUUGGAUGCAUUCUUCUUAAACCAGAUUGUGACUCUAUGUAG